This is a messenger RNA of Vicugna pacos (alpaca), 2976 nucleotides long. It is a transcript of the gene ZSCAN9, whose product is annotated as zinc finger and SCAN domain containing 9. Lineage: Eukaryota; Metazoa; Chordata; Mammalia; Artiodactyla; Camelidae. Gene Ontology annotation, molecular function: RNA polymerase II cis-regulatory region sequence-specific DNA binding; DNA-binding transcription factor activity, RNA polymerase II-specific. Gene Ontology annotation, biological process: regulation of transcription by RNA polymerase II. The record is from RefSeq and is a predicted model, not a curated record.
GAGAGAGACCAGAAUUAUACACACAAAUUCCAAGCUCACAGUGACAACGGUUAUCUCAGAGAGGUGGAACUAAGGAGGGACAGGGUGCGAUUUCAUUUUUUAAAUUAAUUUUGGUAUUAUCUGAGGUUUUUUUUUAAAAAAAAAACCAUAGAGCAUGUAUUAAUUUUUAAAUGUUUUUAAAAUAAGCAUUUCCAAUAAUUAAUGGUCUUAUGUUUCAUCAGUGUUUUCAAUUUAGAACCUGUCUGGGCCCACACACGCAGGAAACUCUGGUUAUGCGAUUCACCGUUGAGACCAGACUGGAUGCCCAGGAAACUGGGGGCUGGCUCCAAGGUGAGGCACGCGCAGGAGGUAGGAAACGAGAGCCGGCAUCCUAGACCGGCCCGGAAGUGUCUGUGCGGUGGGACCGCGGACGCGCUGGCAUCCUUCCCGCUGAGCCAUUGUACCCGGGGCGCGCUCCUUCCAGCGCCGGGGCGGGAGCUCCCAUUCCUCCUCGCCUUUUCCGGGUCUCAGCUCCAGCUGGAGGGUGCCUUUAAAGCUGUUCAAGGUCAAGAUGAGUAGAGACUCCAAGGAGGUUUUACCCCCCGAUGUUCACACUUCUGAGGUUUGGGAAGAACUUCUGUCAGUGAAAGCAGAGGCAGAAAGUCACGUCCAAAUGCAGGGAUCCAGACUGAAACGCAAUAAUCCACUGGCAAGGGAAAUCUUCCGAAGGCGCUUUCGGCAAGUCUCUUACCAGGAGACCCCUGGACCAAGGGCAGCUCUUACCCAACUCCGGGAACUUUGCUGCCAGUGGUUGAGGCCACACGUGAGCACGAAGGAGCAGAUCCUGGAGCUGCUGGUGCUGGAGCAGUUCCUGACCAUCCUGCCUGAGGAGCUGCAGGGCUGGGUGAGGGAGCACUGUCCAGAGAGUGGGGAGGAGGCAGUGAUUUUGCUGGAGGAUCUGGAGAGAGAGCUGGAUGAACCACAACAUGAGAUGUUAGCCUACAGACAUGGACAAGACAUCCUCCCUGAAGAAACAGUGUCCCUAGGAGAGCAGAUGUCACUAGGCCUUCAGUCCCAGCCUAAGGAGACCCACCUCACAUGUGACCCUGCUCAAGAGCCCCACCCUGUUGGAGAGACAGACACAUUUCUGUUUGGCAAACCUGUUGUCAUCUCCCAGCUAACAGGAGGAGGAGAACCAUGCUCUAAGCACAGAGGAGUCCUAAGAGAUACCUAUCCAGCUGGAAUGACCACGACUGAGGACAGAGAGUUGGGGCUGAGAGAAGACUGUCCUAAGAGAGCAGAACCACAGGGGACACUAUCCUUCGGACAGACCUGGGAGGUAUCACACCAGUAUCCCCUACCUGGGGAAGUUGGUAAACUAAAGGGUGGGCUCAAGAGGCACUGGGGAACCCCAGGAGGAGGAGAUGGAUCACACAAAUGUGAUGAAUGUGGGAAGAGCUUUGCCCAGAGCUCAGGUCUCCUUCGACAUCAAAGAGUUCACACUGGAGAAAGACCCUAUGAAUGCAACGAGUGCGGGAAAACCUUCAGUCGGAGUUCAGGUCUCUUCAAUCACCGAGGAAUCCACAAUGUACAGAAACAGUACCACUGUCAGGAGUGUGGGAAGGCCUUCAGCCAGAGUGCGGGUCUCAUCCAGCAUCAGAGAAUCCACAAGGGAGAAAAGCCCUACCAGUGCAGCCAGUGUGGCAAGAGCUACAGCCGGCGUUCCUUUCUCACGGAGCAUCAGAGGAGCCACACUGGGGAGCGACCUCACCGCUGCAGCGGAUGCGGGAAAAGCUUCAAUCGCCACUGCAACCUCAUCCGCCAUCAGAAGAUCCACGUGGUGACGGCGCUGGUCUAGUCCUCGCUGCCUGCAGGUUUUCCUCAUCACUGGCCAGGUCGUGUGGGGUAGGUCAAGGUCAAGACUGCAGGCUGCCCUUCUUCCUGAGUCUGCUGAGUGUGUUUUGGUCCAGGGACAUCCAAAUAGGAAGGUUUGACUUUUUGAAGCUGCUGCUUUCUUUCCCUUCUGGUUCCUUCACCCCUUCCUGAUUCUGACCACCCCCACCCCUCUUAUUUUUUCUCUUUGAGAUGGCUGCUACACUUUCCUGGUAAUGUAAUUAAUGGCGCUGCUACAGCCAAUAUGCCUAAAAGAUUUGUAGCUGUGUUUAAUUCCUAACGAUCACAUAGAGCUCUGUGGGUGUUUUAUAAUAAAUGGGUCGUUGGUGUUCCCUGUGCCCAGUCCCUGCCUGGUAAAGAGUUUUUCUGCCUACAGCUUCCCUCUGGCACCUACAUGAUGCUCCUCUGGAAUAGCGACCAGCAUUGGCUGGGGCCUUCGCUGUUCGCCGAGUGCUUCCAUUGACUUAACCCCAGUUGCUCGUCGCAACAACUGCGCAGGGACAUGAGCAUUAUCAUGAUCCCAUUUUACAGAAGAGGAAUUGUAGAUUCAGAAAAUCCAAGCCUCAGAGCCAAGGCUGAAACCCUGGACUUUUAUUUUUAGUAAACUUUAAAUUCUGAAAUAAUUUUAGACUCAAAAAAGUUGCAAAGGUAGAUAGAUUUCUUUUAUGUCCUUCACCCAGCUUCCCCUAACGUUAACACUUUAUAUCAGGUCUUUUUAGUUGAACUCUUGGCUUUUGACACCGAAUCCCAAUUGUUUACAAUGGCAGACGUCACACUAGGAUUCUCAGAUUUCCUCGUUUAAGCUUAGCCACCUGAAGUUCCCUUAGUGCUUUCCCAUCACAUCUUCAGUGUUACAAAAAGUCAUCUGUAUCCUGAGUACAAGACAUCAGAGAAUUGGAUCACUAUCCAGAUAAGAUGCUUUAAAAACUACCAUCUUAAAUCUCCUGAAUCUUUCCCUUCUGUUGCUUGGCUUAGGUGUGGAGAAAAUUUUCCCUUCCUGUAUAGAUUGUUGGGGAAAUUUUCCUAGAGUUUCAAAAAUGAGUGAGAAAAUGUGUUAGCAGCAGCUCGAAGAAGAGUGAUGCAGUCUUGAGUGUUCUGCCCCCA